UUCUCGUGUCUCCCCCACUACAUGUCUCCCCUCUUCUUUUGUCUCCCCCACUACAUGCCUCCCCUCUUCUUGUUUCUCCCCAACUACAUGUUUCCCCACUUCUUGUGUCUCCCCCACUACAUCCAUCUCCUCUUCUCGUGUCUCCCCCACUACAUGUCUCCCCUCUUCUUGUGUCUCCCCCACUACAUGCCUCCCCUCUUCUUGUGUCUUCCCGACUACAGCUCUCCCCUAUUCUUGUGUCUCCCCCACUACAUCCCUCCCUGUUUCUCAUCACCCCGCCUCUCUCUUCUCGUCCCCAUCCUCCCCUGUUCCGUUCCCUGUUCCUGUUCUUCUGUCCUCUGGUAUCUCCCCAAUAACUGUGUCUCUUUCUCCCUCCCCCCCCUCCUCUCUCUCUCCAACAGGAAUCCUGGACCUUCCAGAUGUCAUCACCCCCAGCAGCAGAGAUGUCUCCUCCCCACCAGGACGGUCAUCAGAUGUCGGUGAGCAGAGCAGCAAAGGGACCUCAGAGGACACCACCCUGCCUGAUGAGGAUGUACUGGGGAAUCAAAUGGUACCUGCAGUAGCUGGGAGUGAGCUCAAUGAGGUGGACCCCACUGGGCCUCCUGCCCAGACAACAGAGUUCUCCCGGCCUCGUCGCUUCUCAUCUCUGCAGUGUCAGCCUCAGAGGGACGAGGUCAGCCGGCUGCGGGCCUCCUCUGGUAGGAGCAAGACCCAGCAACACCAGGAGGCCCUUGGCUUGCCCAACAUUGGAAACAGCUGCUUCCUGAACGCGUCCCUGCAGUGUCUCUACAGCCUGCCCUGCUUCUGCAGUGACAUCACGGGGCAGGAGGACCUCUGGAGCCCCCGGAGAAGAACCAAGCUGAAGCUGCUGAGGUACUUGGGGGAGCUAUAUAAAUCCCGGCAGGGUGAGGGCUCCUACAAAGGCAAGCGCCGGCUCCUUUGGUCCAUCAAGAGCAGUCUGGCAGAGUUCAACGAGGAGUACGAGCAUAUCACUGAGCAGGAUGCUCAUGAGUUCCUGCUCCUCCUCUUCAUGAAGAUGAAGAUGGAAGGUGAGACACUGCAGGAGAUCUCCACGUCACCCAGCUAUAUCUGCCCCGUCCAGAACUUUGAGUUCAGACUGCAGUGUGUACGCACAUGCACCAGGUAACGCUUGACUUCAUCGAACGUAUUAUUGUUGUCGCAUAAUACUACUAUAGUUCCUCCAUCAUUGAAUGAUGGAAAUCAGAGUCAAUCAAUGUUACGCCAACACUUUUG
Molecule: messenger RNA, 1254 nt
Organism: Gadus morhua (Atlantic cod)
Lineage: Eukaryota; Metazoa; Chordata; Actinopteri; Gadiformes; Gadidae
Product: ubiquitin carboxyl-terminal hydrolase 37-like
Exons: 7
Coding region: 548-1147 (199 amino acids)
Biological process (GO): G1/S transition of mitotic cell cycle; protein deubiquitination
Cellular component (GO): nucleus; cytosol
Molecular function (GO): cysteine-type deubiquitinase activity
Source: RefSeq, a predicted model, not a curated record